Messenger RNA from Selaginella moellendorffii, 6622 nucleotides. RefSeq lists its product as uncharacterized. Bases 198 to 6593 code for a protein of 2131 amino acids. NCBI's taxonomy places the organism in Eukaryota, Viridiplantae, Streptophyta, Lycopodiopsida, Selaginellales, Selaginellaceae. The transcript is spliced from 10 exons. Gene Ontology annotation, biological process: RNA modification. Gene Ontology annotation, molecular function: zinc ion binding; protein binding; RNA binding. The record is from RefSeq and is a predicted model, not a curated record.
GGAGAGAGGGAAAGUGCUCGAACAUAUAUGAAGCUCCCGGCCCCCCAACGGUCCUCCACUUAGCGAGCAUUAACAAAAGUAACAGCAGAGCUUCUCAAAACGAAUAGAUUGUUCGAAGAUUACCUUAGACGUUCGUCCAGGAACUAUUUCCCGAGUACAACACAAUGGCCUAAGCUGCAGCCUGAAGAUGACUUCUAAUGUAUCGGCUCACCUGUCGGACGAGGGUUUACAAGCAAAAACUAUCAUCAAGAUGUUCCAGUUCCUUGCCUUUUGCGAAGGCUCCCGAAGACCAGAAGGUGGCAGUGGAUGCCUGCAGUCUGAUGGCUGCCCUGAAAGCAUGCGGCCGCUCGAAGGACAUAAAAGGUGGCCAGGAAAUUCAUGCAACUGUUUUGAAGAGCGGCCUCUUUCCGUGGAAUACAUCACUGGGGAACUCAUUGGUGAACAUGUAUGCGAAAUGUGGGAACAUGCCGGAAGCUCACAAGGUGUUUCACCAGAUGCCGGUUCACAGUGUCGUAUCGUGGAACACGCUCAUAGCUGGCUACGCAGUCAAUGGAGAGUGUGAAGUUGCUCUCCAGCUCUUUGAAGAUAUGAGACGAGAAGGCAGCGAACCAAACGCUCGAACGUAUCUUCCUGCACUGAUGGCCUGUUCCAGCUGGGCGACAAAGGAAGAAGCCAUGGAAGUCGGUGGGAAGCUUGUGAAGAUGGGAUGCUUACAGAAGGGAAUGGCGAUUCACUCUCAAGCUCUAUCAAAUAACUAUCGCUCGGACGUCUUCAUUGGAAGUAUGCUCGUUACUACGUACGCGAAGUGUGGCAGCAUGGUGGACGCUCGUAUGGCCUUCGACAAGAUGCCGUCACCUGAUCUUGUAGCAUGGAAUGCACUGCUACAAGGAUAUGUGGAUAACGGGGAGAGCGAGCUAGCGUUGGAUUUAUUUUCUGUCAUGGCAUCACUGGAACUGGAAGCAGAUACUCGAACUUUUGUCGCUGCGCUCAUGGCUUGUGGUAACUUGGCAGACAAAGAAGAAGGGAAGAGACUUAACGGGAAGCUUGUCAAGGCUGGAAGCAUGGAGAGAGGAAAAGAGGUACACGUCCAGGCUUCAACUAGUGGUUGUUGCUCAAACUUGUUCGUUUCAUGCAGCUUGAUCGACAUGUACGUCAAGUGUGGCAGCUUGAAGGAUGCCUUUGCGGUCUUUGAGAGCAUGCCUCGUCACGACGUUGUGUCCUGGACCGCGCUGAUCUUGGGGUAUGCGGAGAGUAACGAGGCUGAAGUGGCUUUGGAACUUUUUGAGCGGAUGAAGGACGAAGGCUGCUUGCCAGAUUCUCGUACUUUCGUUGCAGUGAUGGUGGCUUGUGGGAAUCUUGCUGGGCACCAGAACAACCAACAGGUCAUGCUUGAAGUUGGGAGAAAGUUACAUACAGAGGCUGCAAAGCAGGGAUUCAGCUCGCACUUACGGGUCGCGAACACGAUGGUGGACAUGUAUGCAAAGUGUGGGAGCCUGGAAGACUCUCGCAGAGUUUUCGAGCAGAUGGCUCAACGAGAUGUGGUCUCGUGGAAUGUUAUCAUUCUGGGGUGCUUGGUAAACGGAGACGCAGAGAUGGCCUGGAAGCUGUUUGAGCGUAUGCAAGGCGAAGGCUGUACACCGAAUGGUGGCACCUUUGUAGCAGCAGCAAUGGCUUGUGGUCGACUAGCAGGAAAAGUGGAAGGGGAGAGAAUCAACGGAAGGGUGGUGAAAGUAGAGUGGCUACAGAAGGCAACGGAUAUAUACUCACAGGCCAAGAAAGGUGGAUUCGAUGUGCAUGUGUUCGUUGCCAGCGCACUGGUGGAGAUGUUUGGAAAGUGUGGAAGCAUGAUCAGCGCGCGAGCAGUUUUCGAGAAGAUGACCUUUCACGACUUAGUGGCUUGGAAUGGGCUGAUCGUAGGCUAUGCAGGGAAUGGUGAGGCGGAGCUGGCUCUUGCAGCGUACCAGCAAAUGCGGGAGGAAGGUCGGUUUGUGCCAAACAGCCGGACUUGUGUCGCUCUGCUCAUGGCCUGUGGAGAGCUGGCGGCUCUUGAAGAAGGGACAGCAAUUUACGCAGAGAUUUGCAGGAACGGACUCGAGGACGAAGAGUUUGUUGCUACUGGUCUAGUGGACUUCUACGGGAAGUGCGGCAGCACCAGCAAAGCUCGUCGAGCUUUCGAUUCGAUGAAGAACACGGACUCGGUGACUUGGAGCGCUCUCUUGGCUGGAUACAGUUCUGCUGGUGAUACGGAGCAGGCUCUACAGUUUUUUCAGGAGAUGGUGGCCAAAGAAGAUGGUGGUGUCGAUGGAGUCGCAUUGCUGUGCGUCCUGAGUGCCUGCAGCCGCGCUGGUCUUGUGGAGAAAGGAAAAAGGCUGUUCCGAAGGAUGGCAUCUGGGGAGUUUGGCAUUCAACCUGGGAUCGAGCACUAUCAUUGUUUCAUCGACAUGCUGGGACGAGCUAAUAUGGUACAGGAUGCUACAGAAGCUGCGAAGAGAAUGCCUUUUCCUGCAACUGCCGUUACUUGGACGACCAUCUUAGGCGCUUGCUUGAAGUGGAAAGAUCUGGAAAUGGGGAAGGUUGCGUUUGACAAGUUUUUGGAGACUGAUACUCAGCAUCCGGCAGCAUACUCUUUGAUGGCGAAUCUGUACGGCAGUGCUGGGAUGUGGCAAGAGCAAAAGAAAGUUUUGGAGCUGACGAGGAGACGACAUUGCUUGAUAUCUGAAUUUAUCAAAUCAAAUAUGACAGGAGGUGAGCACCUCAACUUGAAGUCUAGGAGAACCCACUGCUUCAAGCGGCGUCUUCAACCAGAUGACGGCACCAGCAGCUUCCUCGAGCGCAUUCUGCCCGCUAGCUUUCCAGUCGAAGCCGUGGAUCAAGUUUGCCAGAGCCAGCUGAACAGUUUUAAGUCCGAGGCCCAUUCCCGGACAAGCUCUUCGUCCGGAGCCGAACGGAAGCAGCUCAAAAUCCUGACCUUUGACGUCCAUGGAACUGCCAAGGAAUCUCUCCGGGCGAAACUCGAGGGGCUUGUCCCACAGUGCUGGAUCUCGUCCGAUGGCUGGAACAGGGACAUGGAGUCGAAAUGCUUCCUUGAUAAUGGCUUGGAGAUAAGGCAAGCGUGGAAGAUCGGCCUCGUCCACCAUCCGGGAGCGUCCAACAACGGAGUCGAGCUCCUCAUGAGCUUUGGUCAAGACGUGUGGAGCACGAAACUUGUCCUGGUCAGCGUGCAGCCUCCUCAUGUGAUAAACGCUCAAGUCCAUCCACCUGAGAUAGGCUGGAACAAACUCGCUGAUGUGAAACUGCAGGGAGAUCUCUGUGAUCUCGCUCAAGACGGCCUUGAAAACACUAGCUUCGCUGGAAUCAAUGCCUUGCAACUCCUCUCCUUGGUGCUGGAACAUGUGAGAGAGCUCCUCCAAGCGCAGCGAGAGGAAAGAAUCAAUCCUUUUAGCGGUGAAGAGCUCCAAAGUGUAGAGUUUCCGCAACUUCUUCCAGUGAUCACCGUAACCUGCGAGGGACAUCCCCAUGAAGUGGUAGCCAACAUCCUCUCCGACAAGAAAGUAAGGCCUGGAAGCAAAUGUCAAAUCCUGAUUCUUGAGUACUUCUUUUGCCAGAUCAACGCUAGAAACCACCACAGCAGGGAUAAUCCCAAGUCGCAGGAAGAGAAUGGAGCCGUGCUUCUUGGCCAGUGCUUGGAGGGAUUGGUGAAAGAGGCGCUUCUUUUUCCCUCGGUGAUCUCCAAGACUGUUGCUUACGGAACGUUUUUCUUUCACGAUCUUGACUACCCGAGCCUGGCAAAGAAGAAAUUACGAGGCCCGCAACCUCAAGAACACCUGCACAUCGAGGAUGACAGACAGCGGCGGGAUCAUCUUGUUGGUGGAGAUGAUCGCGUAGCCCGCGGCGGAUCUAAACGCGCCGGUGCCACCGAUGACGGCGAUCUCGCGCUCCCGGUCCAGAACAUUGUCCUGCCCGUGCAAGCUGAUGGUCCCGUUGUUGAGCACCGCCGUGAAUGUGAUGAAGAGGCCCAGGCUGGAGAUGGAGGCCGAGUCGCUCAUGUAGAAGCCCUGUGCUCGGCCGACGAGGGGCGAGUCCGGGGAUGGCCCCUCGGUGAGCUUGUCGUCGAUCACCAUCACGGAUCCCAGCGAUGCCAAUGUGGCGAGGUUGUUCUUUGGGCCGGCGACGAGCGCGGUGGUGGCGUUGGCUGGGUUCUGGAGAUUUACCAUGUCGUGCAUGAAGAAGUGGAGCCUGGUGGUGCUGGAUCCAUCGCGCUCCACUCCUGCUGCGCAGAUCAAGCAAGAGAAACAAGAGAUUGUCGCUGCUGCUGCCAGAGCGCCAUGGAUGCUGAGAUCGAGAAUCUAGGGCAGAAUAUGCUUGUGCUCGGUUCCACCCUGUUUUUGGAAUUCCCGGGUAGGCACCACCAAGAGCUUCAGGAGAGUCGGCCAACGAGCCUCUCUGCGAGGCACAGGUUUUCCAAAGAUCACAUCCAAGACGGCGAUCCAGAGGGGCGGAACAGGUUGAGGCAGGCGAUCGAGGAUCUUGCCCGAAAUCCUGGCCUGGCCAGCGAGCGCGGGCUUUUCUCCGACCUGCUCAAGGAAUGCGGCAAUGCGGCGGCGAUCGCGGAGGGCCGGCGCGUCCACUCGAUCGCGGCGAGCUGCGGCCUGGACAGGGAUCGGUACGUGGGCAGCUUCUUGAUCCAGAUGUAUGGCAGAUGCGGCAGCGUCGUCGACGCGCGAGCGGUCUUCGACAAUCUCCUCGCCCAGAAUCUCUUCUCCUGGACCAUCCUGAUCGGCGCCUACGCGCAGAAUGGCUGCGGCAGCGAGGCCAUCGCCGCGUUCCGGGCCAUGGACUGCGAGGGCAUCCAUCCGGACGAGAUCACGCUUCUCAAUGUCCUCGGCGCCUGCUCGAUCUCUGGAAAUCUCGGGGCUGGCAAGCUGCUCCACGCAAGGAUCUCGUCCCAGGGCUACGACCGGGAUCACGUCAUCGUCUCGGCGCUGAUCAACAUGUAUGGCAAGUGCAAGCGGCUCGAUCAAGCGCGAGAGCUUUUCACAAAGGCGAACAAGAGAGAUCCGGUGGCCUGGAACUCGAUGAUCGCGGCAUAUGCCCAAAACGGGCAUCCAGCCCAGGCGGUGGAGCUCUACACAGAGAUGGAGACCCAAGGCGUGGAGAGGAACAAGGUGACGUAUGUGACAGUGCUCAGUGGUUUGACCACUCCAGGAUCGCUGGAAGAGGGGAGAAGAGUCCACUCUCGAGUUGCGGGUGCCGGUUUGGAGGGCGAUGUGAUCGUCGGCACUGCGCUGGUGAACAUGUAUGGCAAAUGCCAGAGCGUGGAGGAGGCCCGAGCAGCGUUUGAGAAGAUCUCUCGGCCCAACGUCGUGUCCUGGAGUGCGAUGCUUGCCGCGUAUGCCCAGAACGGACAUGCGAGGAUGGCGCUGGAGCUCUACCGGGAGAUGGGCUCCGCGAGGAAGGGGAUGACUCCAAACCGGGUGACGUUCAUCACCCUGCUCGAUGCUUGCUCGUUUCUGGGAGCUCUCGCGGAAGGGAGGAAGAUCCACGCCGCCGUCGCCGAGAGGGGCUUUGACACGGACUUGGUCGUGAGCAAUGCCCUGGUGAACUUCUACGGGAGGUGUGGCGCACUGGGCGAUGCCAAGAUCGUGUUUGACGGCAUGAGGAGGAGGGACGUGAUCUCGUGGUCGUCGAUGAUCUCGGCUUUUGCUCAGCGCGGUCGCGUGGACGAGGCGAUGGAGCUUUACCACCGGAUGCUUAGCGAAGGAACUCUCCCCGACGACAUCAUCUUCAUCAGCGUUCUCUUCGCGUGCAGCAACUCGGGGGUGGUGGAGGCCUCGGGGGAUUUCUUUCGGUCGAUUGUUGGAGACACUCAGGUUGAGCCGACGCUGGAGCACUACGCGUGCAUGGUGGACGUUCUUGGCCGGGCUGGGAAGCUCCGCGAUGCCGAGGAUUUGCUCCGGCUCAUGCCAUUCCAUCCGGGGCCGCUGCUCUACAUGACGAUGCUCAGCGCUUGCAAGCUCUACACGGAUGUGGAGAGAGGAGAGGCCGCUGCCGAGGUGGUCUUCGAGCUCGACCCCGAGAAUUCGUCUCCAUACAUCACGCUUGCCAACAUCUACUCGGCGGCUAAACGGCCCAAGGACGCGGCCAGGAUCCGGAAGCUUAUGGAGGAGCGGGGAAUAAAAAAGAAGCCUGGAUGCAGUUGGAUAGAGGUCUUGGAUCGAGUGCACGAGUUCAUUGCCGGAGACAAGAUGCAUCCGCAGAGAGACGAAAUUUACGCGGAGAUCCAGCGGCUGGGCAGGCAAAUGAAGGAAGCAGGGUACUUCCAAGACACCAAAGUGGUGCUCCAGGAUGUCGAGGAGGACGAGAAGGAGAACUUGCUUUGGUACCACAGCGAGAAGCUGGCUAUUGCAUUUGGGCUCAUUAGCACCCCUCCAGGCGCUCCGCUGCGGAUCGUCAAAAACUUGCGGGUGUGCUCGGACUGCCAUGCCGCUACCAAGGUCAUCUCCAAGGUCACUGGGCGAGAGAUCUUGGUCCGGGACACAAACCGGUUCCAUCACUUUCAGAAUGGCAUGUGUUCGUGUAACGAUUAUUGGUGAUAUAUAGGAAACAAAAUCUAGACUGUAAA